Molecule: messenger RNA, 1965 nt
Organism: Rhododendron vialii
Lineage: Eukaryota; Viridiplantae; Streptophyta; Magnoliopsida; Ericales; Ericaceae
Product: tRNA A64-2'-O-ribosylphosphate transferase
Exons: 7
Coding region: 50-1672 (540 amino acids)
Biological process (GO): charged-tRNA amino acid modification
Cellular component (GO): cytoplasm
Molecular function (GO): tRNA adenosine(64)-2'-O-ribosylphosphate transferase activity
Source: RefSeq, a predicted model, not a curated record
CUAGCUUGUGAGAAUCUGAACCGUUAUUGUAUUUGGGGUUGGUGGAGCCAUGGAAGACGAGAGGGUGAGCAUAUACAGAGCCUCGAGAACCAUAAAGCGAAGAGAAAACUCACUCUACAACGCACUUCGAUCGAUUUACGAGGACUCGAUCUUCGUCGGAGAGAUCGCGCUGCUGUGGCCGGAGCUCCCGCUCCUGGCCAAUCUCCGGUGCGGGCUAUGGUACUCUUCCCAAUUCGAAUCCGGUUGCUACUUCAAGUCCACCGACGGACAUACCAACAACUGGUCCUUCAACACCUCUCGCCUCAACCUCCACGUCGCCCUCCUCGCCGGGCAGAGGGGAGGGUGUAUCAUCGUUGAUUCAACUAGGAAAGGGAAGAGAUUUCCGGAUAGUAUGUCCAAGACGAUACCAAUUUGGACCUGUGUGCUGAACCGUGCGAUUAAAAAUCAUCAGAUUAGAAUGCAUGGAGCUGGGAUACAAGUGCAUGGAGUAAGUGAUGAUAGGAUCUUUUUCCCAACUAGACUAUCGAUCAUGCUUGAUUCAAACACUUACUAUCGGCAUACUGAAGAUACUGGACAAGGCCUUCCUGACUGGGACUGUUCCUUGCAUCUACCCCUUUGGGUUUCCGAAACAGAGAAAAUUGCUAUUAAGGAUCGCUUGGAAGUUUGGACUAAGGAAUUGGAAUCUUGCGGAGCUGAUAUUACCUCUCUUGCAUCGUCCUUGAAAAAGCCAUUACGUCCUCUAUGGGUGUCACAAAAAACUGUCAUCUGGUUAAACGAAGUGCCUGUAUGUAGUUCUUGGGAUUUCUCACCUAUCAUACUUGUUUCGGCAUCCUCCUCUAGUGGCAAUUUUCAGCACAGGACUACCUCAGAGUUUAGUUGGAAUUAUAUACCUGGAGCUGGAGAUGAUGAAGAAAGUUGGGCUAGGGGUUUAUCGCCAAGCCUUUUCUGGAAUCAUGUAUAUGAUUUUAUAAACUCAGGGCCGGAGUUAUGUAACCAGAAAGUGGCUGAUAUUGUUGAGAAGGAUAGAGUAUACCGUGCACAAAGGGGACAAAAUGCUCCUCAGAUAUCGAUGAAGCCUUCGGAAUCAUCAGGAAGAUUUAGCCUAUUUUAUGCAGAAGAACCAAAAAUGGAAUGUGAUAUUCCGUGCGUUACAAGCGGGGCUUCUUUUGGUGAUAAUUGCAAGAUAUUCUGGCUAGGUUCAACUAAUCUCGCAGUGGGUGCAACUUGCUUUGCUGCAAAUGUAUCCAAUGUUGACUGCAUAUUGAACUGUGGUACUGAGGUUCUGUCCGUUUCUCUUGAAAAUCCUGAGACAUAUUUACAUGUACCGAUUGUGAACUCAAAAUUGGACCGAUUUUCUUUGUUAAGAAAUAUCCCUACUGCUCUGAAUUUUGCAAAGACGAACCUAAGAAGGGGGAAGAAACUUCUACUUUGCUGUAAUAAUGGUGAAGAUAUUAGUAUAUGUGUUUCAUUGGCAAUCGUAACAUCAUUAUUUACCGAUGAAGGAUUGUUUGAUGACGGGAAAGCUUUCGGUCAGACUUGUAUUACUAAGUUCGAGAUGCGGAAACGAUUGGUGUUUAUCUGUAAAUAUGCAAUAAAUGCCCGGCCAUCCAGAGGAAAUCUAAAGCAAGUCUUCAACUUUAUCAAUGGUGGUAGUGUAGAUUCUUUUUCAUAACACUGUUGUAGAUUUGCUCCCAUAUUGUAGCAAAACUAGGGGCAGAGGGAGGGAAAAUGGUGGGUUUUUUUGCUAAAAACGAUGGAGGACUAGGGAAAUUGUUGUAGUCAUAAACAACUUCCAAAUUUUGAGAAGAAAAGAAUAGAAGAUAUUCAUUUGGUGGACAUGUAAUGGCCAAAUUUGUAUGUUAGCUUGUAAUUUAUGGUACUUCCAUUCCUUCUAUCAUAAGUGAUAGAAUCACAUUAUUUGUUACACAUAUAUAAUGAGCGAAAAGUGGGACGACAUUUUCAUCC